This is a messenger RNA of Fraxinus pennsylvanica, 480 nucleotides long. The record is from the annotation of a GenBank genome assembly. Lineage: Eukaryota; Viridiplantae; Streptophyta; Magnoliopsida; Lamiales; Oleaceae.
AUGGCCCCAAGGAGCCAUUCAAGGAUCGCACGGAGGGCAACUGAAAAGUCGCACUUGCUGAACGCGAGAAGUAAAAACCCCUGCUUAAGCGAAGUGCCAAGUGAGCCAGAAGCACAAACAUUGUUCUGCUGCAAAGCUCCAUUGAAGAUAGGCGAAAUGUCGAAAAGGGGAAAGAAAAGGGACGACGAGGAGGCACUUUCCGAAGGCGACGAGCCUCCAAAGAAGUCAGCUAAGCCCUCAGCCUCUGCGGUCGAUAACGAUUCUGAUGAAUCUGACAAUAUAGUCGUCUGCGAGCUUUCCAAGAAUCGAAAAGUGUCGGUGAGAAAUUGGAAUGGGAAGGUUGUGGUGGAUAUUAGAGAGUUCUAUUAUAAAGACGGCAAAGAAAUGCCUGGGAAAAAAGGUAUUUCCCUAACCAUGGAUCAGUGGAAGAUACUUAGAGAUCACGUGGACGAAAUUGACCAGGAGGUUGCUGAGAAUUAA